Messenger RNA from Panicum hallii, 1581 nucleotides. RefSeq names its product zinc finger CCHC domain-containing protein 9. Gene Ontology annotation, molecular function: mRNA binding; translation regulator activity; single-stranded RNA binding. The coding region runs from base 166 to 1341 and encodes 391 amino acids. Lineage: Eukaryota; Viridiplantae; Streptophyta; Magnoliopsida; Poales; Poaceae. Gene Ontology annotation, biological process: positive regulation of cytoplasmic translation. The transcript is spliced from 8 exons. Gene Ontology annotation, cellular component: cytoplasm. The record is from RefSeq and is a predicted model, not a curated record.
UCGAGGCUCGAGCAACGCCAGCCACAAACCCCACGGCCGAGGAGAGCAAUCGGCAGCCCGCACCGCCGCCGCCGCCCACCUACCUAUCCCUACUCGUGGCAGACGCACCAGCGGACACGCGGGCCUGCCGCCGCACCCCGUCCGUCCUCCGCCACCCUCUCCAGGAUGCUGCUCCGACUCACGUGCGCCCACCCCGCGCCGUCCGCGGCAACCCGGUGGAGGCCGCCUGGGCGCGCGCGGCCGGCGCCGCGCUUCCGACGAGGGUGCGCCUCCUCCUUCUCGGCUGACGGUAACGGCGCUCCGAGCUCUCCGCUCCCGUAUGACCCUUUGGCGGAUAUCCUCGGCCCGGACAUCGGCCCCAGCUCAUCACGUUCACAGAAUACAGCACCUAUUGCGGAGAAGGGGAAACUGAGGUCCUGGGUCGGUCCAAAUGGGCAAUACUACCGUGAGCUGCCUUGCCCUAGCUGCAGGGGUAGAGGUUACACUCCAUGCAAGCAGUGUGGGGUAGACAGAUCAAGCUUGGACUGCCCUAUGUGCAAUGGCAAGGGCAUUAAGGUGUGUCUACAAUGUGGUGGAGAGUGUGUGAUAUGGCAGGAAUCCAUUGAUGAACAGCCAUGGGAGAAAGUACGGUCAAGCUCUCCCUUGAAAGUAAAAGAAGAUGAUGAAGUCGACAAGUUAGAGAUAAAUAUCGACACCCCAAAAAGAUCAAAGCGCACUUAUCCUUCACCUUCACCGGAAGUUGCCAUGAAGAUUAGCCGAUCAUUAAGAAGUCUGAAUGCUCAAACAGGAUUGUUUACUAAGCAUAUGAAGAUUAUACACCAAGACCCUGAAUUGCAUGCUCAAAGAGUUGCUGCAAUCAAGAGAACAAAAGGUACUGCUGCUGCAAGAAAGCAUGCUUCUGAAACUCAAAAGGCUUUCUUCAGUAAUCCUGAGAAUCGACUAAAGAGAAGCAUUGCUAUGAAAGGGGUGAAAUUUCACUGCAGCAGAUGUGGGCAAGAAGGACACAGAAGCUUCUAUUGUCCAACAGUGAGGAAAGGUUCGGCCAGAGUGCAGUUCAAAUGCCGAUUAUGUGGCAUGGAAGGGCAUAAUAGCCGAACAUGUGGCAAGCCAAAGUCAGAGAAAGAGCAGCAGCGACAACCUCGGCACUGCGGCCGAUGUGGUGAAAAGGGACACAACCGCCGCAACUGCCCUAGAUCUACUAAUGUGGAUAUUGGUGCUUCAGGGUAUACGACUAACAAAGUUACUGGUCCUAAUUCAGGUAUUUAUUCAUGUAGUUUCUGCUUAGAAAAGGGGCAUAAUAGACAAACAUGCCCAAAAAGAAAGGCUAGCUUAGGAAAAUGAAAACUGUGAGCAGUUAACUGAAUUUUAAAUAUAAUGCAAAAUGUUUAAAUUGGAUUUUGGGUCAUGAAAGCAGGAAAAAGUUUGUAGAAACUGAUAUUAAUGAUACAAAAUAUUCUCUUGAAAUCCAAUGCUAUCACUGUAACCCACGGUUGGCGGGAACAAGCCCAACAGAUCUGAAGUACCUCUAUGCAACAAACUGUUAUAUUCAUUAGCACUGGCUGGGAAACAUGCUCUCUGCUA